Molecule: messenger RNA, 1630 nt
Organism: Hydra vulgaris (swiftwater hydra)
Lineage: Eukaryota; Metazoa; Cnidaria; Hydrozoa; Anthoathecata; Hydridae
Product: AFG1-like ATPase
Cellular component (GO): mitochondrion; cytoplasm
Molecular function (GO): ATP binding; ATP hydrolysis activity
Source: RefSeq, a predicted model, not a curated record
CACUUAAUCAGUUUUCAAAAUACUUUUGGUCAAAAUACUUUGGUCUUUUGUUUUCUAUGGUUUCUAUGGUUUUUAUGGUUUUUCCGUAAAUUCUAAUCAAUUUUAAACAAACAUCUGUUUUGUUAAAUUUUUGAAAAUCAAAAAAAUGUUAAAGUCUGUCAAGAAGAAAUGAGUUUGAGAAAACUGCAUCAAUAUUUAAAUGGACGUCGAUUGACUUUUUUUAUUUCAAGGAAUUUAAAUAAUAGUGAGGAAUUUCUAAAUGUACCAAAGGGACCAAAAGACGCAUAUAAUAAAUUACUUCAAGAUGGAACAUUGCAUAGAGAUGACCAUCAAAUCAGAAUUAUUGAAAAAUUGAACAAGCUCUCUGAACAUCUCAUAUUAUAUGAAGAGUCGUCUAACAAAUCUUUAAUAAUGAAAUGGUUCGGUCAAAAACUUGAAAACAAACCUAAAGGAGCAUACUUAUAUGGAUCUGUUGGUUGUGGAAAAACAAUGAUUAUGGAUUUGCUGUUUAGUAAUGUACAAUUAAAAAGAAAAAGAAGAGUUCACUUUAAUGCAUUUAUGUUGGAUAUACACAAGAGAAUUCACCAAAUUAAGAAAGAAAAUGUUCCUUUACAUUUCAAUAAAAUUGAUAAGCCAUUAGAUCCUAUUAUUCCUGUGGUAAAAGAUAUUCGAAAAGAAACUACAUUUCUUUGUUUUGAUGAAUUUCAAGUGACAGAUGUUGCUGAUGCUUUGAUUUUAAAGCGUUUGUUUACUGGCUUAUUUGAUGCUGGAAUAGUAGUAGUUGCAACUUCUAACCGACAUCCGUCAGAAUUAUACAAAAAUGGACUACAGAGACAUGAUUUUAUUCCUUUUAUCUCAAUUCUUGAACAAAAUUGUGAAGUUAUUCACUUAUCUUCUGGAAUUGACUAUCGGUGGUUAUGUGUUAAUGAAAGGGGUGGUUCAUCUUUACUUAUGUCUGAUCAAAAUACUAGAAUUAAAAUUGCAGAGAUGUUUGAGCUUUUUUGUAAUAUUGAAAGAAAGAGUGGUCAUUUAUUAGCGCCACAAACUUUGAUAGUAUUUGGGAGAAAGCUUAUUAUAAAAAACGCAUGUGGUUCUGUAGCACGCUUUACAUUUGAAGAAUUAUGUAUAGAACCAUUAGGUGCUGCUGACUAUAUUGCGAUUGCUUCUUCAUAUAAGACAGUGAUUGUGGAAAAUAUUCCUGCAAUGAGUGUUAGAAGGAAAGUUGAAAUGAGACGUUUUAUUACCAUGAUUGAUCAUUUUUAUGAAUACAAGGUUCGUAUGGUUUGUUCAACAGAAAGACCCUGGAAUGAAAUGUUUAUUGUUGAAGACUAUGAUUCAGAUGAAGAUGUAGAUAAGCAACUCAUAGAUGAUCUACAAUUGAAACGUUUAAAAAGCAAAAAUGUUAGUCUUUUUACUGGUGAGGAAGAAACCUUUGCGUUUAAAAGAACCCUAUCUCGUAUUAACGAAAUGCAAACGGAACAAUACUGGGAUAAGUGAGGCAAAACAAGCUGUUUUCGCUAAAUUGAAUUAUGGUCGCUAAGCAAGUGAAUAAAAUGAUGGAAUUAUCGUUGCCUAGCAAAUAAACUUUAAAUAAAAUUAUUGUUUUAAUAAAAUCAUUAUACUUUCCGUA